Molecule: messenger RNA, 5450 nt
Organism: Salvelinus sp. IW2-2015
Lineage: Eukaryota; Metazoa; Chordata; Actinopteri; Salmoniformes; Salmonidae
Product: R-spondin-3-like
Exons: 7
Coding region: 4350-4946 (198 amino acids)
Source: RefSeq, a predicted model, not a curated record
CACAUUAUGCGCACGUAGAGAGCGACGCGGGGGAUUGAAAAUCGUAAACAGCCACCUAUUUGUUUGUUCUGUGAAACAAAUGUCGCUGUUUUCAGGAUAAGUAAUUUAGCUACGAGUUUGGCAAUAUGUUGAAAUGGGUACCCAAGACAACAUUAAAGUCUCUAAUGAAGAAGAAAGCCCACAUUCGUGUAGGCAUAGCCGCAGAUGCAAUGGUCGAGCUGAACGUGCUGCUGUUUCUGCAUAGCCUCGCAGAAGAGGCGAGGACCAAAGCGUUUGAGGAGAAAUCUGCGACUAUCAAAGCACACCACGUCAAAGCAGUAUCCAAGAAACUGCUGAAACAAGCCAGAGGGUGAAGUGGAGAGACCUUUCUACAACAUGAUUCAACAACCGAUUUACAAUACUUUUUUAAAGUCACAUUUGUCUGAAUUAUAAAUUGAACCUGUAUUUUGUUUUAUUUGCUUUAGUUUGAAUCUUUAGUCUUUACUUUUCUUCAGUCGCUAGUCUUUAUCUGUUUGCAUUUCAUAUCUGUUUUGUCUGUCAUUUAGCAUUUGCACAAUGCAGAGUAUUUUGGAACACUUUUAUAUGCUGUCCAAUUAAAUGUUGUGUUCUGUAAAUCUAUCUUUGUUGUAGUCCUAGUUGCCCCUGCCAUGUUCCAUCAAGCUGACCAGAGUUUGUUUCCUGUCAUACUAUUCUAGUUCCCUGUCAGAGAAAUGUGCCUCUUUGUCUUUUGAGAGGAGUGAUAUUCACCCAGUGCCUUUAUCAUUUUCUCUGUUAUAAAGAUGUAGCAUUAACUAAAUGCUAGAGAGCCCUCCAAAUUCAAAUCUGAACCUCAAAGCUAGUUCCCCUCUAAUCAGGGACUGGUUUAGACCUGGGACACCAGGUGGGUGCAAUUAAUUAUCAGGCACAAGAGCCAGCAGUACUCUGGACCUCAUGGUAAGAUUUGAAUACCCCUGGCCUAGAGCCUUGUCCUAUCUCAGGCCUCCAUCUUCUUUCCCCAACAGUUUGUCACGGUGGUCAGAGCUUCAGGCUGAAUGCUUCACAGACUGUUCACUAAGCAUUGGCCUGCCCCCAAGACUUCUUCCAAAUUCCUCACCUCUUCACGCUACAUACAUUAUCCGCGUGUCGAGAUGUUAUCUCACUCAUCUUUUAUCAUAGGGUUUUCGGAAGCCAUGGCACUUGACAUGUGUGUUAUGUGUUCACUUUCCUAUCAAAUUGCUCAAGAAGACACUUAUCUGGUAGUAAUCUUAUAGAGCCGUUUAGGUGGUCUGCUGUAGGGAUGUUAAGUUUCUUCAUUGUGAUAAUCAGGUUUAUUAUGAUGAGAAUAACAUUGAGGACAAAAUGUAUUGUAAUUGUACUAAUGGACAGAUGCAUCAAGUUUCUGUUUUUAAUGAUAUGCCUCAUGCAUUAUCAUAUUUUGGUGGUUGACAUGUAAAACCAACAACCUAAGCCAGUGCAGAAAACCAACAAUCUAAGCCCCCCCCCCCAGAGAUGAAAGAGGAUGCGAGACAUCCCACUCCCUGAUUUGUUCUGGUUCAUAUAGUCAAUGAACUAAGUAGACCAGACCCAGCUGCUAUCAUGUUGGUGUCUUUGGGAGAGCCACCCCUUAAGUAGACUGGAACUAACAAUUGUUUUCAAUGGUAAACUGCCUGUGUAAGACAUCUUCAUUUAUCCAGGACCUUUGUUCCCCCCCACAGCUGGGUUGAUUUGCCUCCCUCUCUACCGAUUGUUUUCCUCUGAAUCUGAUCUGGCGUUCCAGUGAUGUAGGGGGGUUUCUGGGUGUGGAAACCCACCCCUCUGACCCUGACCGUCCUAUUGUCUGCCUGUGACUGUUCCCCCCCCCCCCCCCCCCGGGCUACCUAGCAUUACUGUCACUGACCCACAGAUUCACAUGGCUCCCCUUACUGUCAUCAGCUCCUACACACUGCUCCAGCAAGACACUUACAGCAGAGCAGCUCAUGUUCAGGGUCCAGAUGGAGAUGUAGGGCAAAAAAACAACAAAAGUGAUGUUCAGUGGGAACCGGCAAGGCAAAAACAUAUUUAUACAGCUAGAAGAGGGAGCUUUGUUCUGUUUUAUCUUAAUAUCAGUGUUGUCUUGUCCUUGAGGGAAUAACACGUGAACAUUUCUGUAAUUUCACUGGGGAAAUAAAGUACUAAUUUUCUUUAAUGUAAAAGUGUGUGUAUAGGAGAACCUGUUUUCAAUUUGGUCUUAGACUCAUCCAGCUCCAGUCUGGCAGCGUCUUUGGCUUUUGUCUCAACAGAUAAAUCCGCUGCAACGUCAACUGAAUGCUCCCGCUGAUACCAGUUUUGACACUUUUCCAGAAACCAGAAGUAGAACUGAGAUGUUAUUAAUCUCCCCCUCCCUUGCUGAAAAGCACAUGCAAAAAAAGCAUGAUGGUGUCCAUCUAGCUACCAACAGACAAUAAAUACAUUGUGUUGUUCAGACAAUAAGCUCUAGGUGAAGUAAACAGGAUAUUAGCUGAUAGUCCUAAAAAAAUAAAGAGUUUCUGUGAGAGAGAACACUUCUUCUAUGUAAAAGACACAAAGGCAAGUCUGUCGGGUGGUUUUGGCAUCGGUUUGUGGUUCCCAGGCCAUAAUGUAAACUGGGAUCCCAAACAAUUAUCCCUUUGGAAGUGUGUGUGGCUUUUGCCACUUUUCUGUUCGCUAUGGGUAACAGGCAAUGGUUGAUGCUUUCUGACACCUUCCUGUCCUGUCUGUUCCUCAGCUUCGUUUUGUUUUCUUGUCGGACGUUAGCAAGUCGCUCUGUAUUUGAGAGUUUGGUUUUAGUUUUCUGGUAACGUUCACUUCUGAGUUAAUCUGAAACACACAGUCUCUGCAUAGUUUUGGGGCAUAAACGUCAGGGAAAAGUCAAGCUUUCAGUCAGCAAUGUAUCGUCGGAAAUGUAGAUACAAGGGGAAUCCGGCUUCUUUUUGAAGUUGAUAUUUUUUCACUCAAUCCAAGCUGCCAGGGUGACAUUGACAGAGUGCCUGGUGUAGAAUCUGUGAGGUGACUCACAAGUGCACUUAUGCUCCUCUGUUUUAAAUGAAACCAAAUGCACUGACAUAUUUCUUACACAUAGUCACCCAGUCAUCCUCUUUUCAUUAGGAUGGGGGAAGACAUGUGGCUGUGGAAUGAUGAAGGUAUCUAUGCAGAUGAGGAGAAUCCCAAGUAGGUGAAGCAGACUCACAACAGGACAAUAAAAGUUAAUAGGUCUACUUGAAUGUGCUUACUUUAAUAUGACAAUUUUUGCAUUGAGAGCAGGUGUAUGUGUGUGAGAAAAUGAGUGUGAGUGAGACCGAGAGAGGGGGAGAAAGCAAACUCACUCCUAACCCAAAACCUUGCAUUAGGUUUGAGGUGCGACUAUCAUGAUGUUCUGAGAUGUUUUCAUUCCUUAUGGAUUCUGACGGCAUGGGUGAUUUCAUGGAAUUUUUCUUGGACUUUUCUUCUGGAAAACAGAUUUGUUCUCUAGCGUGCAUACUGGGGUUGGGACCAUUGUGGAUGAUGUUCUUUUAACACAAUUCUGGCAAAAAAAUAUUUUUCAGGUAUUUUAUUUACAUCAAAAGAUGACUUAGCUGUUGGACAAAGAACCUUAAUUCCAAAGAGGGUAAAAAUGCUAAUUUGGGUACCAUUUCUGAUUUGGAUUCUGCACUUCAUGGAUCUUAUUAACGGACAAUAUUUCUCAAGACAUCCACGACACAGACGUAAGUAGCCAACCGACACAUUUUGAUGCGAACUGAUUGAAAUGCGGACACCUGUUCUGCGUAUUUAUACGCACAUUCAACUCCUCUUCAUACAUGCGUAAAAGCAUGGGCAUUACUAUGUGGGUGCAGUACAUUUUACUUUCAGGCAACAAUGCGGUCAUAUAUUUUCAUGGUUUAUACGCGUUGGCUUACUAUGUGAACCAUACAAUAUAUUGUAAAGUUUGGCUGAGGGUUUGAUAAACCUGGGCUGGCUCCUGUUUCURUUCUUCGAACAUUAAUGUGCCAGGUAUAGUAAGUCACUACUCAGGUGUAUGAGAUUAUGCUCUGUACUCAACAUAUACAGCCAAUGAUUUGUGAUAAUGUAGUUCUUCCAAAAAAGACUGAAGUUGUAUGGGAUUCAAGUUUGACCAAAUUUCACAUGCACAUGCUCAAGACAUGUAACUGCAUCCUGUCUUAUGCAGGAACACAUACACACACAUGUGUGAUUGAGAGAACGAGAGAGACAGACACACACAGCCAUAACACCAGCUCUUCUCUCCAGGUAGCUCAGUGGUGAGCAGGUUGUGUCAUGCUGGCUGCCUGACAUGCUCAGCGUUAAACGGCUGCCUGUCCUGUAAGCCCCGCCUCUUCUUCCACUUGGAGCAUGAUGGGAUGCGGGAGAGGGGGACAUGUCUGCUAUCCUGCCCCAGAGGUCACUAUGGGACACGCUCCCCACAUGUCAACACCUGCACCAAGUGCAGGGAGGACUGUGUUUCCUGCUUCAACAGGAACUUCUGCACUCACUGUCACCAGGGCCACUACCUGUACAGAGGGAGGUGUGAGGACAGCUGCCCCGAGGGCCUGACCCCAAACACUGCACUAAGAGAGUGCAAUGAUUGUCCAGUGGGCUGUGAGGUGUGUGUGACGAGGAACACCUGCACCAGGUGUAGAGCAGGACUGUACCUUCUGCAUGGCCAGUGCCAUCAUACCUGCCCAGGGUGGUUUGAGCCUGAUAAACAGCUCAUGGAGUGCAUUUCUCAAGUACACUGUAAGGUGGGAGAAUGGGGAGACUGGGGCCUCUGCUUUCGGAGAGGGAGGACCCGGGGCUACAGGAAUUUUGAGGAGGUACGAAGACGAGAGGUCCUACGGCACCCCACCMUGUAUGGCGACCCCUGCCCUAAAGUCAAAGAGUGGAGGAAAUGUGUCAUCAAAAGGAGACCGAGUCCAGGAAGAUCAGAUGGCAAAGGCAUUAGGCCAACAGAACAUUGAUGCAAGAUCAUUGGUGGGAGCAAAAUAAUAGCAAGUGGCAGAUGUGAUCCAAAACAGGAUGGAAGGACAGAAGGAGGACUGGAUUAACUGAGUUGAAAGAGAGACCUCCAUUGCCUGGACCUCAGUCGUUUCUGUAGUCAGGAACAGUGUGCAACAAUUUAUUCCUCUAUGUUUGUGACCAGCUGUUGACCUGCCUUGGUUGAGAGACCUUGGAGAAGAUAACAUUAUCAUCUGCUCUAGAAUUUUGGGUUCAACAUUUUUUUGUUCAUCACAACAUGUCACCCACAUGAUCCAUUCCAGGAAAAGGUCACUAAAUUGAUAUGGACUGAAUUGAGCAGUGUUCAAAAAGCAAAAUGUGUUAUUUUGUUUCUAUCAUGAUGGUGGCUAGCCCACUUGUUCUACACGUGUAGCAUUUCUCUGUAUAGCAAGUCAAAUUGAAACUAUUGCUGCCUUUUCAUGAUUGAAAUCAUUGUUAUAGGCCUACAAAAAAAUGUUUGUGUAGGA